Molecule: messenger RNA, 734 nt
Organism: Dissoconium aciculare CBS 342.82
Lineage: Eukaryota; Fungi; Ascomycota; Dothideomycetes; Mycosphaerellales; Dissoconiaceae
Product: signal recognition particle, SRP9/SRP14 subunit
Exons: 3
Coding region: 64-468 (134 amino acids)
Biological process (GO): SRP-dependent cotranslational protein targeting to membrane
Cellular component (GO): signal recognition particle, endoplasmic reticulum targeting
Molecular function (GO): endoplasmic reticulum signal sequence receptor activity; 7S RNA binding
Source: RefSeq, a predicted model, not a curated record
CCACUAUUUGCGAAAUUGCCGCAAUCAUUUUGUGUGGUCAUACGGCGCAGAGCGACACUCAUCAUGGCGGAUCGCUUGAGUAACGACGAGUUUUUCGCGAAGCUCACCACGCUUAUAUCGAAUACACAAGCCAAAGGCCAUGGCUCCGUAUACCUCACCCAGAAGCGCUUGACGUAUGAAAGUUCCAAUCCAGCGACAGCAAAGGUUUCCAGUGAUUCACUGCAAGAUCUGAACCCAGAACGACCGCUUCCGUUACUCGUACGAGCGACAGACGGAAAAUCGCAAUCGAAAGAUCGGACAAAGAACCGCGAAAAGGUCAAGCUCAGUACGGUGGUACAACCGGACGAUAUCGAGACUUUCUUCGGGCGAUAUGCCGAAGUAUGUAAGACAGGCAUGCAGAGCUUGAAGAAGCGAGAUCGGAGCAAGAGGAAGAAGACCAAGAAGAAAGCUGUCGAGGAGAAGAAAUGAAGGCAAAUAUGAAUAAUGAAACGUUAUGCCUCUAUUCAGGACACAAACACCUUCGUGAAGUUCCAACUCGAAUCGCGAUGCCGCCUCGUAGCCGAAGUCGACAUGAAGCCGGCCGCAUAUUCAUGUGCGCAAUCUCGGCGGUUCCUGUCGCGCAAGAAAGUCUCAUCAAAUGUCUCUUCGCCAUCUUAAUCUGGUAGAGAUCAUGCGUCGCCAGUAAGAUCGUCACCAGAAGCGACGGGACAGUCGUUGAUGGAAAAAAGAGUUGC